AUGGAAGACGACUACCCAAUGCUCACAAAGCUCGAAUCAGCAUGCUCUGAUCUCAAAACCCUUCUCAGUUCAUCUGCAAAUUUGCAAACAGAUCUUACAAAACUAGAUACCAACUUUAAUGGUCUACAAGAAACUCUAAAUGUGGCCUCAAGAAGGUUAGCUCCACUUCAUUCGCUUUCGAUUGCAUCCAAAGCGCUCGAAACACGGAUCAACCGUGCCGUUUCACCGGCUCUUGUCCUCAUUGACGGUUUCAAGAUAUCGGAGUCUCUGCAACGGAAACUUGUCGACAUUUCGUCCAAACUUUCUGUCCAGAAAUCUGAGACCAGGAGGCUCAGGUUACUGAUCAAGUAUGUUGAUUGUGUGGAUAAGUUGAAUAUUGCGAUCGAUUUGAUUAGCCAAGAGGGUGGGCCGGCGAUUCAGCGGCUUCAGGAGGUGGUGGAGUUUUUGAGUAGGACUAAGGCCACGGAUCAGUUUCGGACGCAUCGGUUACGAGAGACUUUGGUUACUUUGAAGAUGCUAUAUGAAACGGAGGUGGAUUCGAUGAAAUUUGAUGGGUUGCUUGAUGAGGCUUUAUUGAAUUUGCAAGAUGAGUUUGAGGGGAUUUUGCAUCAAUUGAGGCACCAUAACAUCGGGGUGGAGGAUGGCGGUGAUGAUGAUGGUGGAGUGGCGGCAGGGGUGGCGGAUUUGGGGACAGAGAUGGAGGUUGAAGUUCUUAGACGGAUUUCAGAGACGCUUACUGCUAAUGAUUGCCUGGAUAUAUGUAUCGACAUCUUUGUCAAGGUGAGGUAUAAGAGAGCAGCGAAAGCGCUAAUGAGAUUGAACCCGGUUUACCUACGGACUUACAAUCCCGAAGAAAUCGACCAGAUGGAAUGGGAAAGCUUAGAGACUUCCAUAAGUCUCUGGAUCCAGCACUUUGAGCUAGCGGUUAAAACGGUUUUCGUAUCCGAGAAGAACCUAUGCAACCGAGUCCUCGGAAACAUCAUGGACGGUGUGAUCUGGCAAGAAUGCUUCGUGAAGAUCGCCGACAAGAUCAUGGCGGUAUUCUUCAGGUUCGGGGAAGGAGUUGCCAGAAGUAACAAAGAACCACAAAAGCUCUUCAAGCUCUUGGAUAUGUUCGAUUCUUUGGAACAACUCAAAACCGAGUUCUCCGAGAUUUUCGAAGGAGAAGCCGGAGCUGAUAUCUGCUCUCGGUUCCGGGAGUUGGAGAAGCUUCUCGUUCACGCUUCAACUAAAGUCUACUGGGAAUUUGGACUUCAAAUCGAAGGUAACCAAGAUGGUUUACCUCCUCCACAAGAUGGCUCGGUACCAAAGUUGGUACGUUAUGCCAUUAACUAUCUCAAGUACCUAACCACCGAUAACUAUAGUGAACCGAUGGCUCAGGUACUCAGAACCGAACAGAUAUGGAAGGCCGGAACUCUAUUGAAACCCACCGAAAACUUGCUAAAAGAGGCGAUUUCGAACGUAAUGGAAGCCUUGCAACGAAAUAUUGAGUCUAAAAGGUCAUUCUAUAAGGAUAAAGUUCUUUACCACGUGUUUACUAUGAACACUUACUGGUAUAUCUACAUGAGGACUAGAAACACCGAGCUCGGGAAACUAUUGAGUGAGCAUUACAUGAGAAAGAACUACAAAGUUGUGGCGGAAGAAGCGGCUUACUUGUACGAGAAGCAAGCGUGGGGUGGGUUGGUGAGAUUACUUGACAAAGAAGGAACUAAUGAUGAAGGAAUCGAGGCUGGUGCAAAAGGUAAGAUCGAGGCAUUUCUGAAGGGGUUUGAAGAGAUUGCUCAGAGGCAUACAAGCAGGUACAGCAUCGUUGAAGCCGAUUUGCGAGAGCAGAUAAAGGAGGCAACUGUUAAGCUUAUUGUGCCAGCCUAUUCGGACUUUUUGGAUGCGUUUUCGACUGUUUUAGCAGUGAAAUCGUACUCGUCUCCUGAAUCCAUUGAGGGGUUGCUAGGAGAGAUUUUCUCGGGUAAUGGCCGGAAUUCGGUAAUGGGUUCAAGACAGCGUGAGCUUAAGGAACGGUCUGAAGGGAGAAAAUCGAUAUCGAGUGAUAUAGAUCAGAUGCCAGGACGGAGGUCGGUUGGCCGGUUCCAGCGGAACCGAUCAAAUACCAGUGAUCUUUAA
Molecule: messenger RNA, 2121 nt
Organism: Cynara cardunculus var. scolymus (artichoke)
Lineage: Eukaryota; Viridiplantae; Streptophyta; Magnoliopsida; Asterales; Asteraceae
Product: exocyst complex component EXO70A1-like
Exons: 2
Coding region: 1-2121 (706 amino acids)
Biological process (GO): exocytosis
Cellular component (GO): exocyst
Molecular function (GO): phosphatidylinositol-4,5-bisphosphate binding
Source: RefSeq, a predicted model, not a curated record